AUGGGUUUCCUUUUCUCGAGGCUCAUCAGAAAUAUCGUCAUUGCAUACGUAAUAUUCAGCUGUGUACAAUAUUUGUUGCGAUGGAAAUCGUACAAUGUUUCACCGAAAGAAUUCCGCAAUAUUGCUAGCAAAGCUCAAGGCGCAGAUAACGUUGCAUCAGCUGUAAGUCGUUUGACAACUGAUCUGCGCCGAUCUUAUGGGGCAGCAAUAGCUGCAGAAACUUCAUGGGUGGCACUUUCCCUUGGUAGCCUGCAGCUGAAGGCACUGUUCCUGCAUGCAUCUCUCACCGAAUUCAUUGGUGUAAUCGGAACUCCAUUUCCAACAUCGGGGCGAAUUGGUAUGCAUUGGAGUAACAGCACUUGCACUGUGUUGACCGGAUCCAUUACUCGUCUAUCCGACUUGGGACAUAUGCCAAGCAAAGAAACUUUCAGUGCAGGAGGAAAUUUCCGGCAUGGGCAAUUCGAAUCGCACAUCUAUUCUUUCGGCGCUGAUACCUAUGCUGUUUGUUACGGUCGCGGUGUAAUGCCAGUGUCUGGGUUAUGGGCUGCGACUGGUGCCCUUGCAAGUGGUGAACCGUUCUCGUUGGCGCGUUUGAUCUACAUUUACGGCCACGAGUCAUUCAACCAGUUAAGUUUGGCGAUUACGAACACGUUCAAUUACUACAAAUCAAAAGCGACCGGCAAGAGCGAACUUUGA
Necator americanus (New World hookworm) is the source of this 696-nucleotide messenger RNA. RefSeq lists its product as uncharacterized. Gene Ontology annotation, cellular component: endoplasmic reticulum. The transcript is spliced from 6 exons. The coding region runs from base 1 to 696 and encodes 231 amino acids. The record is from RefSeq and is a predicted model, not a curated record. Lineage: Eukaryota; Metazoa; Nematoda; Chromadorea; Rhabditida; Ancylostomatidae.